UCUUUCUCUCUCUCUCUCUCUCUCAUGUGUGUGAGAGUUUGAGUGAGUGAAGUGAUGAGAAAGUGGUUUUAAGUUGAAGACUCAAACAGUAGCAGCCUUCUUAAUGUUCAUCAUUUUGGGAUUCAAAUAUGAAGGGAGUGCUCUCUUGCUGUCUUCUUAAGAUUACUGUGUUUCUUCUCCAUCUUCUUCUAUUAAUGAACAAGUCUCAGGGCUCUCCAAUCAGUGGUGCACAAUAUUCAUUUUCUAUCAAAACCAAGGUUGAUAUGUUGCCUUCUGAUAUCUCCCCAAGUACGCAGCCACAACCCUUUAUUCCCCUUUUAGCUCCUUCUCCAUUGAUGCCUUUCACAAAUAACUCUGUGCCUAAGUUAUCAGGCCUAUGUUCAUUGAAUUUCUCAGCUACUCAAGAUAUAAUAACCAAAACUGCGACAAAUUGCUGGACUUCCUUUGCUCCCUAUUUGGCAAAUGUUGUAUGUUGUCCUCAAUAUGAAGCCAUGCUGGUAACCCUAAUAGGUCAGUCAAGUAAAUACUCAGGAGUGUUAGCUUUGAACACAACUCAUGCCUGGCACUGCCUCUCUGAUGUUCACAAAGUUUUGGUUAGUCAAGGAGCAAAUGAAAAUCUAAACCAUAUAUGUUCAAUCCAUCCAUCAAAUCUCACUGAAGCCUCAUGUCCUGUUGCAUCUGUCGACGAAUUCGAGAGCAUUGUAGACACUUCUAUACUUCUAACUGCUUGUAGAAAAAUUGAUCUUGUAAAUGAGUGCUGUGAACAAGUUUGCCAAAAUGCAAUACAUUAUGCUGCUAGAAAAAUUGCCUUGAAUGAUAUGUCAAAUUCAAAUGGAAACCAUAGUUUGCCUCGGAAGACAGCUCGGAUCAAUGAUUGUAAGAUUAUCGUCUUACGUUGGCUGGCCGGAAAACUCAAUCCAUCCACUGCAAAUACUGUUUUUAGAGGAAUUUCAAAUUGCAACCUAAACAAAGUUUGCCCGUUGGUUUUUCCGAAUGUCACAAGAAUUGUGAAAGAAUGUGGAAGUCAGAUAAGAAAUCAUACAACUUGCUGCAAAGCAACCAAAAGUUAUGUGUCAUAUUUGCAAGAACAAAGCUUUGUUACCAAUCUUCAAGCCUUGAAAUGUGCUGUAUCACUCGGAAUGAAGUUACAGAAAGAAAAUGUCUCAUAUAAUGUCUAUGAUCUUUGUCACAUAAGCUUGAAGGAUUUUUCUCUUCAAGUUAACUCGCAAGAAUCCGGCUGCCUUUUGCCCAGUUUGCCUUCAGAUGCAGUAUUCGAUAAAACUUCAGGGAUUGGAUUCACUUGCGACCUUAAUGACAACAUUGUUGCUCCAUGGCCUUCGAAGUCUCAUGCGCUACAAUCUUCAUGCAAUAGAACUACUAAACUUCCCUCGCUUCCUACAUCAACGUCUUCUCAAAACGGUCUUUUCAUUAAUAUCUUGGUUUUGCCUCCACUCUUCACCUCAAUACUACUUCUCAAGAAGCUCUCUACAUUUUAAGUAUAUUUUUGGCCACAGCUGUCAGCUAAGUUGGCAAUCCUUUGUGGCUAUAACUUUUAAGGAAGGAAUAGAGGUCCUUAAUUAUAUCCAAUCUUCCAACAUGUUAGAUUUUUAUUGAUUGUAAUUUAUUACCAUAUAUCAUUGUUUCAAUAUUCUUUGUAAUUGUAAACAAGCUAUGUUUCCUUA
Messenger RNA from Trifolium pratense (red clover), 1682 nucleotides. RefSeq lists its product as uncharacterized. The coding region runs from base 129 to 1496 and encodes 455 amino acids. The transcript has 8 exons. Lineage: Eukaryota; Viridiplantae; Streptophyta; Magnoliopsida; Fabales; Fabaceae. Gene Ontology annotation, cellular component: plasma membrane. The record is from RefSeq and is a predicted model, not a curated record.